Messenger RNA from Paralichthys olivaceus (Japanese flounder), 2021 nucleotides. Its product is annotated as protein mono-ADP-ribosyltransferase TIPARP-like. Gene Ontology annotation, molecular function: NAD+ poly-ADP-ribosyltransferase activity; NAD+-protein mono-ADP-ribosyltransferase activity; metal ion binding. NCBI's taxonomy places the organism in Eukaryota, Metazoa, Chordata, Actinopteri, Pleuronectiformes, Paralichthyidae. The record is from RefSeq and is a predicted model, not a curated record. Gene Ontology annotation, cellular component: nucleus.
CCUCCUCCUCCUCUUUAUUGAAAUCACUUCAACACGAGUUAAAGUUGAGUUCACGUGUGAAUCACUUUGUUUCUCUGAGGUUGAACUGAGCAGCUGCAGCCUGAACACGACUCCAGUGAUAAAGGAAAUUCAAGAUGGCCAACGUCUCAUCCAGCCAAGGACUGAAGAGAAACAUGUCAGCCGAUGUUCUCGAGUUAAAUCAAGCCAAAUCGUCCAAGGUCACCCUCCCUCACCCGUCCCUCCUCCUGGUGGAGAUCCCCCCCGACACCAACGUCAGCCUCCCCUUGUGGGAUGCCCUGAGAUCCCAGAGCGUCGACGUCGCCUGGAGCGUCAACGCCUACAGCGUCGGGAUUCACUUGACCCCGGCGACCUCCAGGCGUGGUAAGGAUGCCGCCUCCAUCAGGAGUGAGAGCGCCUCCGCGUUUUCCUCUGUGACCCAGCAGCCUCAGGUGUUCAUCCAGUCGGUUGCUCAGCAACAUGACGCCUCCCUGAGCCACCCCGGUGUCCAGCUCGCCUUCUCUCAAACCGGCAUCCAGGUAUCGCCAUGCCAACCACAGAAAGAUCCUACGAAGCCGACUACCUCCCUCAUCGUCCCGCUGCCGCUCAUCAUCGCCCAACGCCAGCCGACCCAUCAGCCCAGCGCCAGGACCAGCAAAUGGGCCCUACCUGUCGUCCAGACCCCACCUCCUGCACCAACCAAGCCGCCAGCCCCUUCCCAAGCCCUUGUCCCCUUUCCUUUCCACACCAGGACCUCCUCUGACGUGGACAUCUGCGACAGGUUCCUAUUAGGAAUGUGUCUCGCGGGGAGGAGGUGCAGGAAGCACCACACGCCCUUCCCCUACCACUGGCAGCUGUUUUGCACGCUCACCAAGCUGUGGGUCAGCAUCUCGCUUCGCUCUCAGGUCCUGCUGGAGCGGAUCUACUGCGACGCCGCCCAGGAGGUGGUAUCGAUCAGGGACGGACACGUGAGCUACACGUUGAACUUUGAAUCGAUGGAGCUGGACGACCUGUCGAAGUACAACAGAGUGAGACGACUCACCAACUCCGACAGGAACCCGUACUUCCCCAGCAAAUGGAAGAUCUACUGGUGGAACAACAGCGGCUGGGAAGAAUACAAGAAGAACGUGUCCGUGCUGCUGCUGAAGAAGAUGGGUGAGAAGGUGCCCGAGUGUUCCUUCCUCAUCGGCCUGCAGGAGUACAAGCUGGACUUCACCACCAUGACCCAGACCAACGUCUCCACCGGGUUCCAGAGAGAAGUUCGCUGCCGGCCAAAGUACCGCCGCCCGGAGGCCAUGCAGCCUUUCCUGCAGACUGGAAUCCAGACCGAGCCCACCAGGCCUGAUGGCGAUCCGCCAGGGGCUCACUUCAGCGUGGACCCUCUGGAGGAGUUCAGCUCCUGGUAUCCUCCGGUGUGGUGUCCAACCCCAGAGGAGGAGUGCAACGUGGUAGAUGUCCCGGCGGGGACGCAGGCCCACAGCAGGGUCCGCAGCUUCUUUUACCAGAGCCUGUCUGAGACCAAGGUGGACGUCAUCAGCAUCCAUCAGGUCCAGAACCUCCUGCACUGGGACAAGUACCAAAGGCACAAGUCGCACAUGCAGCAGCAGCACACGUCCAAAGAUUCUCUGGAGAGACACCUCUUCCACGGCACAACCAGAGAGGCCGCCGCAGACAUCUGCCACAACAACUUCGACCCCCGCGUGGCCGGCGUCAACGGGACGUCCUACGGUCUCGGCUCCUACUUUGCCAUCGCCGCCUCCUUGUCCAACGCUUAUUCAUCCAGGGUGGGGCACGACGAGGUCCGCCACAUGUUCCUGGCUAAAGUGCUGGUGGGGAAGGCGAGCGAAGGGAGGAGCAACUACCGUCGCCCUCCGCCGCUCUGCCCCACGACGAAGCACCUCCUCUACGACACCUGCGUGGACAACAUGGACAACCCCACCAUGUUCGUAGUGUUUGACAGCUGCCAGUGCUACCCAUACUACCUGAUCAAGUACAAAGACCUCCCCAGAGAGAUCAAUAUUUGA